Messenger RNA from Larimichthys crocea (large yellow croaker), 1568 nucleotides. Its product is annotated as G2/M phase-specific E3 ubiquitin-protein ligase. The coding region runs from base 104 to 1435 and encodes 443 amino acids. Gene Ontology annotation, biological process: protein ubiquitination; ubiquitin-dependent protein catabolic process. Gene Ontology annotation, cellular component: cytoplasm. The transcript is spliced from 10 exons. Gene Ontology annotation, molecular function: ubiquitin protein ligase activity. The record is from RefSeq and is a predicted model, not a curated record. Lineage: Eukaryota; Metazoa; Chordata; Actinopteri; Sciaenidae.
AUUCAGACUGAAGUGAAAAAAAUGUUAAUGUGGAGUAAUCUUUAUUACAAAGUCAUCCUUUCAAGUUUAAAAGCUAAGCUCAGUAAAAGACAGCUGGAUUUAAAUGGUAUCUCUUGUCAAUCAACAGGAGACAAGUUUGGAUUCUGCACAGUGGCUGAAUGCAGGCACCCCAGAGGUCUUCUACAGAAGGUCACGUUUGGAACCACUUAACAGGGUUCCUGACAAUGACUUUAUCAUUGAUGAUUCUGAAGAUGGGGAGGAGGACGACAUGUUUGACAUUUCUUCAGAAAAUGGGGUUAUUCCAUUGGAAGAAGUGGAUCUUUGCACAAUUCUAAGGACUUUUAAAGAGGAACACAUUUCUGACGACCAGAUAUCCAUCAUUUGCAUCAGGAGGAGAAAGCUUUUGGAGAGUGCCAUUAAGGCCAUCUCCAGGGUCACAUUUUCCUGGACUGACUUGCCACAGAUAGAGUUUGUAGGAGAAGAUGCAGAUGAUAUGGGGGGACCACAACGAGAGUUUUUCAGACUCUUGAUGAUAGAACUACAGACCUCUCUUGGCAUCUUCGAGGGAAAGGCUGGCCAGGUCUUUUUUACUUAUGACCAGGCAGCAUUAGAGCAGCGAAAGUACUUCAAAGGUGGCAACCUCAUUGCGUGGUCGAUUGCACAUGGAGGUCCAUGUAUCAGAGCCCUGGAUCCCAGCCUCUUCCAGCUGAUGUGUGGCCAGGAGCCACAACUGGAGCAGUUUGACUCGCAUGUGCUGCCUGACCCUGAUGUGCAAAGCAAACUCAAACAAAUCCAGCAGUGCAAGACUGCAGAGGACCUGACUGCACUCCAGCAAGACCUGGGUGACUGGAUUGCAGAGUGUGGCAUUCCAGGCAUAUUUAAUGCUACAGUGGAAGACAUGCCGAAAAUCUAUGCAUACGUAGUGAAGCACUACAUCUUUCUCAGAACAGCCAAGAUGAUACACCAGUUCACAGAUGGAAUGAAUGCAUAUGGGAAGCUGUGGGACCUGGUCAUGGACAACUGGAUUGCCUUCCUGCCUUUGUUCACCAACAUGCAGGAACCUCUGUCAAAGGCAGCUUUCAAGGCCAUCUUCAGGUAUAACUACAGCACAAGAGGAUCCAACCAUCGUGAGGCAGAGGAGGACACCAUCUUCAGCUGGGAGAUGGUUCUUAACAUGAUUGAAGACAAAGUGACAGAGCUGAGAUUUGAAGACCUUCUGAUUUUUGUCACUGGAGCAGAUGAAGUCCCUGCCCUCGGCUUUCCCAGGAAGCCCUGCAUUGACUUCUAUGAACAGGAAGCAGGCCAGCGUCGUUUGCCCUACGCAUCUACCUGUGCAAUGUGCCUUUACCUCCCAAGAGGUAUCACAGAGGAGGACAAACUGCAUGAGAUGCUUUUCCAGGCCACAAGAGACUCAUUGGGAUUUGGAAAGGUUUAGUUCACAACAUUAGGAAUGCAACAAUCAUAGAUAAUGAUGGUCUGCUGCUCCAUCCAUUGCAUUUUGCAGCAUCCGCUGCUGUUCAGAGGUCAGGUUAUAGGGUGGUUGUGACACACUCACUCUUCGAUCAAGG